Microplitis mediator is the source of this 6814-nucleotide messenger RNA. RefSeq names its product ATP-binding cassette sub-family C member Sur-like (gene Sur). NCBI's taxonomy places the organism in Eukaryota, Metazoa, Arthropoda, Insecta, Hymenoptera, Braconidae. The transcript is spliced from 17 exons. Gene Ontology annotation, molecular function: ABC-type transporter activity; ATP binding; ATP hydrolysis activity. Gene Ontology annotation, biological process: transmembrane transport. Gene Ontology annotation, cellular component: membrane. The coding region runs from base 732 to 5996 and encodes 1754 amino acids. The record is from RefSeq and is a predicted model, not a curated record.
UUCAUUCUCAGUAUUGCGCGCGUAACCCACCAUCGCGGAUCGUCAGAGUCGCGUAAUAAUUAUCAUCAUCAGACACGUGCUCUAUUUAAAUUUUAACUCAUAAAUUAUUUCUUAUCGCUAAUUUUAAGACAAAAAAUAAAUAAUUUAAAAUAAAAUAAAUAGCAACUUAAUUUAUUAUUUAUUUAGGCCAAAAAAUAUAUUUUUAUAACGCAGUGUUCUCGAUUUAAUAAUUAAUAGGGGGAAUCACCUCAACUCUUUUCGAUGGGGUCUGCGAAUUAAUUUCAUCAGUUCAGUGUCACUCGCUACACUUAUAUAUAUAUUUAAAUGUCUAUCAAAAUUUGCUAUACAGAAUUUAGUAUGUAUUUUUUUUUACAUAUAAAAUUUAAAUAAAUAAAUUACGAAAAGAAUCAACAAUCACAGUACAGUGCUGUCUAAAUAAAUAAAAUAAAUUUUUAUCUAUAGAAUAAUAAUCUAUUUUUACAACCGACAUUAAGUUUGACUUGAGAGAAUAUACAAUACAUAUAUUACGUACACAAUUAGAUUUAGAGUAGAAGAUUAUUACCAAGCAUGUUUACUGAUACCUUAGAAAAAUUUCUCAAUGUAAAAACUAAGACUUUUUUUUUUUUUUUAUCUUUAUAUCUUUGACAAAUAAUUAUUAUUUAUGAAAAUGAACGUUUGAUAUUUAAAUGUAAAAUUAAUAAAAUUAAAAGUUUUAAAAAGUGCGUGUGACAAUGGGGUUGUGUGAAAAGACAGCAUUUCUGCGGCUGCUGCCCACUUCCGGUUGGCACAUGCUCUGGACAUGGAAUGCAUCCAACGGUACGACAAUACGUUUGACAAGUAGUGCAUCAUCUAGAUACGAUUGUAUCGUUGAAUUAGUUAAUCUUGCAGUCAUUAUUAUAACAUUUUUGGCUGCAGUUUCAUUAAUCAUCAAGUACAAAUUAACCGAUCAACGAGUGUGCAGCGGCUUACUUCCUUGGCACAAUCUACGCAGUGUUCUGAGCACACUUUUGAUUCUUGUACUUGUUCUGGAGUUCUCAGAAGCCAUUAUCGAUCAAGCACCACUCAGUCAGGGUAUUUCACUGGUGACUCUUGUCUCUUGCUGGAUUUUACAUCGUCAAACAGAGAUAAGGGAUGGCCUUGGUCUUGCUGUUACUGGAGGAAUUUUUAUAACCAUCGCCGUUGCAAGACUUUGGAGGCUGCUCCAUUUAAUCAGCAACGGCUUGACUAUCAACCAUGUUCGUAUGAUCAGUACUAUUGGUACAAGUUCACUGUGUGGACUAUUAGCUUGCGUUGAUUCUUGGUCUCUUUAUCUCAUCGUUAAAAAAAGUAAACAUUAUGAUGUGCGAGGACCCAGAAGUACUCAUCGGGUGUCUUACAAACACUCUUACGCAGUUCUUCUGAGUAAAUUGACAUUUCACUGGAUCGUUGAUCUUCUCUCACGUGGCUACCGUGCGCCUCUUGAUCUCAACGAUCUUGGAGAUUUACCCGAACAAGAGACAACGGUAAUUCAGUUUGAUAAAUUUCGAGGAAUUUACGAAACCCAAAAGAACGAAAGAGCUAAAGCGUCACUAUGGAAAUGCUACUGGAGACGUGUGUGGGUUUCUUUUUGCAUUGGCGGACUUCUCAAGUUAUUUGGCGACGCGUCUACUUUGGUUGGUCCUGUGGCGAUCUCAAAAAUAAUUGACUACGUCGAGAUUAUUCAAAAUUCAACUAAAAAAAAUUCAUUGCCCACUUACACCUACACAGGGGGUAACUACAUUACAAUGGAACAGUUAAUGGGCAAUGGUUAUUUUUUGGGUCUUGUUAUAUUUAUAGCAGCUAUUUUACAAAGCACAUUGAGCCAAGCGUCGACGCAUUUCGUUAAUGUCGAAGGCAUUCGCUUGCGAACAGCUCUUCAGGCUUUAAUUUAUCAUAAAUCACUGCGAUUAUAUUCCUGGGGUUUUUUGGAAGAAGAAAUUGGAAAGACGAGUGAUAAUGAUAAAGAUAAUAAUCUGCGUAGCGGUGCAGACAUCGGAAAUCUGACGAAUUUAAUGGCCGAAGAUGCUUACAAUGUUAUGAGUUUUUUUUGGAUUGGCCAUUACAUCUGGGCGAUUCCGUUAAAAAUUGGGGUCAUUAUUUUUUUACUCUACGUAAAAUUAGGGAUUAGCGCUAUUAUUGGCGCUGUUUGUUGUAUAUUAAUUGUAACACCUAUGCAAUUAUUACUUGGAAAGAAAAUGUCGGAAAAUUUAAAAUCAAUUGCUGAAAAAAGUGACGCAAGAUUGAAACUGUUGAAUGAAGUACUUCAAGGUAUAAGACUGGUCAAACUGCGUGCGUGGGAAGUGGUUUUUGAGAAAAAAAUAUCAACAAGUCGUGAUGAAGAAUUGAGUCUACUUGACAAGGACUCGAUAUACUGGGGAUUUAUAACAUUUCUAACUCAUGCUUCGUCAGUGUUGAUGACUUUGUUUACAUUUGGUGUAUACUUUUGGCUCGAAGAGACUCAUUUGGAUGCUGGAAACGUAUUUGCAAGUUUAGCUCUCUUCUCACAACUCACCGUUCCACUAUUCAUCUUUCCCGUUAUCGUUCCGAUUAUUUUAAAUGCCAUAAUCUCGACAAAGCGGCUUGAGGACUUUUUGUCACUACCAGAAGUUACCGAUGUUGUACCAAACACUCGAGAAAAUUAUCAAAUGGAAAAUAAUGAUCAACGUACGUCUACAAUUACUGUCAGUAGUGAUGAAGAAAAAAAUUUACAGAGUAUUGCGACAUUUGGGACAUUAGGAAAUAUAACUGAAGAUGAUGAAGAUCGUCAAGGUUGUCAAGCUUUUCAAGUACUAGGUACAUACGAAGCCAGUUCAUCUGACACAGUAUUUGAAAAAGAUCCCGAGCCUUCAAUGAAACCGGCAGUACUUUAUAUCAAAGGAAUAUUUUCUUUAGGAACUGAAGACACUCAUCUUCAAGUUGACGAUUUAAUAAUUCCACGUGAAAAAUUAACUUUAAUUGUUGGUAAAACUGGUAGUGGAAAGACAUCAUUGAUUUCGGCAAUGUUGGGUGAAAUUCCUCAGCUACGUGGUCAAGUUUCCUGGUUUAGAGACACCAAUUUGGCUUAUGUACCUCAACGUCCGUGGCUUUUAAAUACCAGUUUACGUGAAAAUAUAGUUUUUGGAUCUAUGUACAGUCGCACACGUUACCGAAAUGUUUUAAAAGCAUGUGCACUCCAGCCAGAUGUUGAGAUUCUUCCGGGAAAAGAUAUGACACGAAUCGGCGAGAAGGGAAUUAAUUUAAGUGGUGGACAAAAACAGAGAAUCGCAAUUGCUCGGGCAAUUUAUAGUGAUGCAGAUACGGUAAUUCUAGAUGAUCCACUGUCGGCGUUGGAUCAACAAGUAGGUCAGCAUAUUUUUGAUCAAGCCAUUCAAAAACUUCUUUUACGAAAAGGCCGAACAGUUAUUAUGGUGACACAUCGAUUAGAAUUAUUACGCGCUGCUCAUCAUAUUAUUUCAAUGGAAAAUUGUCAAGUUCGUUCAAUGGGUACAAUGUCUAGUAUCGAAUUGACUGAUCCUUUAUUGGUUCAAGAGUGGCGUGAAGCUGCACGUAGACGUCUGGAUAUUGUCACAGUACCCAAGACUGCUAAAGAUAGAUGGUCACUUGUCAGACUAGUUUCUCGAAUUGCUGGGAUUUCAGUAAAACACCGACACGCAAGCGAUGGCUCAUGGAUCACCGACCAAGACGCCCACGUGUCUCCGCCUGCUUUUGUACCUCUCAGACUGCGUAAAUCAAUGAUGUUGGGGUCCAGAUAUCUUGCUCAUGACCUGACAGAUUUACCGGUUGCUGACGAGUGGGGAGUUGUGCGUAAACGCACCAGAAAACAUAGAAUGGCAAGUCGUGCAACCAGUCUUCAGCCUACCAAACAUCCUCCUCCUGUUUUAAGACAAAGUUCUACUCCUACUAUGCUCGAAACUCAUCAUAUUAUUCCACGGAAACGUCAUUAUACAGUCGACAGUGGGCAGAAUAGCGUUUUAAGAAAUUUUUUUUCUGGAAGAAUUUUAAGCGUUGAUGAAACCAAUAAAGAACGUAAAUGUCUGAGACGAUUAAUGUCAACAUCUUCCAGUAAAACUAAUCCUGAAUGGGAAAAUCAAACUGUCAAACGAUUACUGUCUACUGAGUCAGGAAUCAGCGAGAAUUUUGAAGAAGAUCAAAAAUGCACAAGUUGUCAAGAAUUACAGACUGCAGAAAUUCAAGAAGAUGGAGGAUUAGUGACUAGAAAAGUUUGGAUGGAUUAUUUAAAAGCUGGAGGUAUCACUCCAGGUCUAACUUAUUUAGCAGCAGCACUGGGUUGUCAAGCUAUUCGAGUUUACACUGAUCUCUGGUUAAGCGAGUGGACAACUCUCGGAAAAAAUGCAAUAAAUAACCAGACACUGAUGACGACUCAUCAGCAAACUGUUUUUUAUUUUCGCAUGUACAUAAUUUUAUCAGUAAGUUCAAUUAUUUUAGCGGGAUUAAAUAGCGCAGCUGGACAAUGGGCAGGGACACGUGCUCGGGAAAAAUUACACCGGAAAGCUAUUGCGAGUAUUCUUCGUGCUCCGAUGAUUUUUUUUGAACAAACACCAAUCGGGAGAAUUCUUAAUCGUUUUAGCGCAGAUGUUGGUGUUAUUGAUAAGAAAUUAUCAACAUCAUUCCAACGGCUAACGUCGUUUGCGUUGCUGUGUGGAUCUGCAAUAAUUGUAAACAUUGCAAUAUCGCCGUGGUUUUUAUUGGCCGCAGUACCAACCUGUCUAGCUUAUUUUUUUUUACAAAGAUUUUAUCGCAUCAGUGCUCGUGAACUCCAACGACUUGAGGGCAGUACUCGCGGACCAGUCGCUGCACAUUUUUCAGAAACAUUAAAUGGUUUACCGGUUUUAAGAGCUUCUAAGCAGCAAGAUCGGUUUAUGGAUGAUAUGAUUGAGUACUUGGACGCAAAUACAAAUGCUUUUUUAAUUUUAAACACCAGCAGUCGAUGGCUGGGUAUUGCUUUGGAUUAUUUAGGCGCCGUCGUAGUUAUUGCGUCAAUAUUUGCAGCUUUACUGUCAGCAGAAUUGUAUCCUGAACGCGUAACACCGGCAUUAGUUGGCCUAGCAAUAAAUUACACGUUUUUGGUACCUAUAUAUCUAAAUUGGGUUGUUAAAUUUAUUUCUGAAAUUGAAAUGUACAUGGGUAGUGUAUCAAGAAUAAGUACAUAUAUUAAAACAAAUCGUGAAAAUUAUCGUGAGAAUGGAUAUGAAGCAGAAGAAAGUUGGCCAGAAAAAGGUGAAAUAAUAUUUGAAAAUGUAUCGCUACGUUAUCAUCCAGACUGUGAGGCGGUAGUAAAAAAUUUAAAUUUACGUAUUCCCGCGGGACAAAAAUUGGGAAUUUGCGGUAGAACUGCAAGUGGAAAAUCUUCAACGGUAAUGGCACUUUUUCAAUUAUUACAAGUAUCGCAAGGACGAAUUAUUAUUGAUGGAAUAGAUAUAAAGAGAGUGUCAUUAGCAAGUCUGAGAUCAAGGUUAUCAGCUAUUCCGCAAGAUGUUAUUAUGUUCAGUGGAACAGUUAGAGAAAAUUUAGAUCCUCUUUCUGAGCACGAUGACGAGCAAUUGUGGAUUGCAUUGGAACUCGCACAAAUGAAAGAUGUUAUUGCUUCUCAUCCUGAAGGUCUCGAUCUCGAAGUACGCGAAGGAGGUGAAAAUUUUUCAUCAGGACAAUUACAAUUAUUGAGUAUGGCACGAGCAACUUUACGUGAUUCAGCGAUAGUGGUACUUGAUGAAGCGACAAGUGCUCUCGACUCGUCAACAGAAAAAAAUUUAUUACAAGCUGUCUCUAAAACGUUUAAGGACAAGACUGUCAUCACGAUUGCGCACAGAGUAACUUCUUUACUGUAUUGUGAUAGAGUUGUCGUAUUUAAUGAAGGAAAAAUAGUCGAAGAAGGAACACCCAAAGAAUUAUUCAAUCGGUCUACGGGAUUUUUUGCAGAAAUGUUAAAGGCUUCGGAAUUGACGGAGCCAAAUGACUGAAUAUAUUUAUAAUGUUUUUUUUUCUUCAUAAAUGUUGUAGAUUAGAAUUUUUUUAAAAAAUAAAUUGUAAAUAUAUUUAUAGCAACUUAAUUGAUUUAUAUUUUUUUAGUAAUAAUUUUAAGAUAAUUUACGUAUUUUAUUUUUUAUUUAAGUAUCGUAAAUAUUAUCGGUGGUUACUGUCUCACCGCCAGAGUUAUUGCGAAAAAUAACAACAACAAUAACGAUGCGUAAUAUAUUAAUGUCAGUUAUGUGUAUGGAUUAUAUUUAUAACAUGAAUAGGUAAAUGAGUAUAAUAAGUGUCUUUGUAAUGUUUGAAGACAAACAUAUAAAUACAAAUACAAAUAACAAAAAAAAAAGGUGAGAAACGAUAAUAAUUGACAAAAGCAAGUGUGGAAACGCUAUCGCGAACUCGUGCACUCGCGAUGUGUGACCACGCGAUGAUCGUAAUUUUUACGUUAGUACAUCGCGAACCGGUGAACCGAUAACACCUUUCUAUGAGUGUACUCACUCACUUACUCCUCCACUCUGCAUACAUGUCAUCAGUUUGACGUUUAAUAUCUUUAUCAACUAAAAUGACAAUAAUUUAAACCGAGUGACUUAAUAAAUAUCUGAAUUUACUUUAUUAACUUUCUAAACGUCUAAAUAAAUUUAUCAAUGAUAAAAUAAUAAUUUGAGUUAUAUAAGACAAAUGUAUUAUUCAAAAAUCAAAUGAGAAGGAAAAUAAAAUUUUAAAUUAAUUUAAACAGGUGUUUUUAGUAUACACAAUACACAAGUACGGAGUCAAAAAUUUACUAUGAGUAAAAAAAAUAGACUCAGGU